Messenger RNA from Helianthus annuus (common sunflower), 1675 nucleotides. Its product is annotated as pentatricopeptide repeat-containing protein At2g26790, mitochondrial. The record is from RefSeq and is a predicted model, not a curated record. The coding region runs from base 14 to 1675 and encodes 553 amino acids. Gene Ontology annotation, molecular function: protein binding. NCBI's taxonomy places the organism in Eukaryota, Viridiplantae, Streptophyta, Magnoliopsida, Asterales, Asteraceae. The transcript is spliced from 2 exons.
UUCCCAUCAACAAAUGUAUGAAACCUGGCCUCGUCUUUAUCGGUUCGUUUCUCAUCUACCUCUUUCGCAGAAAUUGAAAACAAAUGCUCUCUCCAUGUGGGUUCCCCUAAUCAGGUCAGUUUAUCGCCGAAAUUUGGUCAAAUAUGACCGCAUUUUCCGAUUCAGUUCAGUGUCAGCACUUGCUCAGUUACCUUUCUCCGACGUAUCAGACUCCGGUUCAGAAGAAAACUACCCACACCCCUUUAACAACAACAAUAUUGCCUCAUUUGAUCAUGCCCACCAGGUGUUUGAUAAAAUGUCAGUUAUUGAAACCUUAAAGUACUUAAAAGAACAACCCAAUACAGCAUUACAUUUACUCACCCGAUUGAAACUAUGUGGUUUUACCCAUGAUGUUGCAACUUAUAUGGCUAUUAUAAGGUUUAUGUGUUACUGGGGUAUGAUUAGUAGGUUAAAGUUUUUGUUUUUAGAGGUUAUUGUGGAUAAAGAUGGGGCUUUUGGGUUUAACGUUUCGGAUUUGUUUGAAGGGUUGUUGAAAGAGUUUAAUGUGGGUGAUCAACAUUUGUUUGUUAUAGCAGUUGAUGCUUUGAUUAAGGCUUUUCUUAAUGUUAGACGGCUUGAUGAAGCGUUUGAGGUUUUGUUAAAGAUACAAGAAGGUCGAUUUGUUCCGUCUGUGCGGACGUGUAAUCUUUUUUUGAACGAGUUGGUUGAAGAGGGUGAAGUAGAUAUCGCUAUGGCGGUUUAUGAACAUUUAAAGACGGGCGGGUUUUGUCCAAACGUGUGCACAUAUGGGAUUGUGGUUAAAGGACUAUGUAGGAAAGGACGCGUGAAUGAAGCUAGAGAUGUCUUUAGAGAAAUGGAAGAAACUGGAGUUGAGUCCGAUGCGUUCACGUUCGGCUCGUAUAUUGACGGGCUUUGCUCAAAUGGCAACACAGACUUUGCUUUUGUGUUGCUUAAAAUGUCUCGAGACGCCGUCGAUGUUUUCGCAUACGCUUCUGUCAUUCGUGGUUUUGUAAGAGAGUUGAAGUUCGACUCUGCGGAGAACGUUUUUCUUGACAUGAAACAGUCGGCAAUCGUGCCUGAUGCUUAUUAUUACGGGCCGUUAAUCCAAGGGUACUGUAAAAGAAACAAUCUUCUAAAGGCCUUGGAUCUUCACGAUGACAUGAAUUCAAACGGUAUCCAAACUAAUUGUGUUAUUUUGAGCUCAAUUAUGCAAUGUUUGUGUCAUUUGGAGAUGUUGUCCGAAGCUGUGGACCAGUUUACAAAAGCAAAGGAAUCCGGUGUUUUUCUCGAUGAAAUUUCGUACACGAUUGCUAUUGAUGCUCUAUGUAGACAACGGAAAAUCGGUGAAGCAGUUUUGUUGCUAGACGAGAUGAAAUUAAAGAAAAUGAACCCAGAUGUUAUGCACUACACAACUUUGAUCAAUGGAUUUUGUCUUCUUAACGAUCUUAAGAACGCUUUAAAAAUCUUUAAUGAGAUGAAUGAGAAUGGUUUGAAACCUGAUACGGUUAUCUUCCAUGCGCUUAUUGGUGGGUUUUUAAAAUGCGGGCGUUAUAAGGAGACGAUGAUUCUUUUAGAUAAUAUGGUGGUACGCGGUUUAAAGCCCACAAGUACUACGCAUAACAUCGUCAUCGAUGGCUUAUGGUGGAAAGAUGAAGCAAGCAGCAUCAUUUUUUAA